Molecule: messenger RNA, 979 nt
Organism: Podarcis muralis (Common wall lizard)
Lineage: Eukaryota; Metazoa; Chordata; Lepidosauria; Squamata; Lacertidae
Product: surfactant protein C-like
Biological process (GO): respiratory gaseous exchange by respiratory system
Cellular component (GO): extracellular region; alveolar lamellar body
Source: RefSeq, a predicted model, not a curated record
UCAUUUGACAUCGCAGCAGAGAUGGACUCCAAAGUCGACUGUCAGGUCAACAUGUCAUCAGAACCCAUAGCCCUCAGGUUUAUACCCAGAGUGCCUAAGGAGAGGAAGCAAAUGAUCCUCAUCUCUGUUAUCCUGGUGCUUCUGGCCAUUAUCAUUAUUGGUGCAAUUCUCAUUGGCGUUUACAUGACGCAGCAACACACCGAAAAGAUAAUUAAAAUUACUAGUAGUACAGGAGGUGGCGAAGUGGUUGAGCAAACUAUGAUGGUGAACAACCAGGAAAGUGUUGCUGCCUUUCAUAUCCAGAGCAAUACGACCUCAGCUACUGUUGUCUAUGACUAUAAACACCGUCUGAUCGGCUUCCGAAUUCAGGACAGAAAACAAUGCUCAGUGGUGUCAAUGGAUUCAGUUGAUGUGCCCAGCCUACAUGAAAUCACCGAAGGAAUAGAGCACUUUGAUGAACAAGGCUCAGGAGAUGACCACGUGUCCUACAGCUUCAAGCAAGGAGAACUGGCAGAUCGCACAACUCUAGGAACCACAGUGAAUAUCCUCUGCAGUGAUGUCCCUGUGUACUGGGCUGAGAACAACCACAAAGCACAAAGAAGUGGAUUGCUGUGUGGAGGGCUUCUGAUUCUUAAACUCUGUUUAAUACUGUUACUGUGACAAAGUGCUAGUCUGACCAUAUGUAGAAUAAUAGAACUGUAGAGUUGGAAGGGACCCCAAGAGUCAUAUAGUCCAAUUCCCUACAAAGCCGGAAUCGCAACUAAAGCGUCCAUGAGAAAUGGCCAUCCAACCUCUGCUUGAAAGCCUCCAAGCUCACCAUCUUCCGAGGGAAUCUGUUCCACUGUCAAACAGCUCUGCCAGAAAAUUCUUCCUGAUGCUUAGUCGGAUUCUCCUUUCUUAUAACGUGAAGCCAUUGGAUGAAGUCUAAGUCUCUGGAGCAGGAUAAAACAAGCUUGCUCCCUCCGCCAUGUGAUGCAUC